AUGUAUGUUUGCACUUAUAAUUGUUUUUUUAUUAAUCUGUUUAUUUAUUAUUUUCGCAGAGUUUUUAAGAAGAGCAGUCCAAACUCCAAGCUAACGGUCUACUUGGGCAAAAGGGAUUUCAUUGACCAUCUUAGCCAUAUUGAUCCAAUUGACGGGGUAGUUCUCGUUGACCCGGAUUACCUCAACGGUCGAAAAGUUUUCGUGCAUGUUCUUGCGGCGUUUCGCUACGGUCGCGAGGAUCUCGACGUUCUCGGCCUCACGUUUCGCAAGGAUCUAUUCCUGGCCACCCAGCAAGUUUAUCCGCCAGAGCGAGGCGGAGAAUCCGGCGGCGAAUCGCCCUCGUCGCGACCGCCAACGCGUCUGCAGGAAAGGCUACUGAAAAAGCUGGGACCGAAUGCGUAUCCGUUUUAUUUUGAGCUACCUUCAAGCACCCCGGCUUCAGUAACUCUUCAACCGGCCGCUGGCGACACUGGAAAACCAUGCGGUGUAGACUACGAGCUGAGAACAUAUGUUGACGACUUGAGCGGCGGGGAGAAAGCUAACAAACGUUCCACAAUCCAGCUGGCUAUUAGAAAGCUAACCUACGCCCCCGAAGAACCAGCCCCUCAGCCAACAGCUGAAGCCAAUAAAGAGUUUAUGAUCAGUUCUGGUAGUUUGAGAUUGGAAGCUACUCUGGAUAAGGAGAAAUACUACCACGGAGAAUACAUAUCCGUAAAUGUUCUCGUCGACAACAACACAAGCAAGAGUGUCAAAAAAAUAAAAAUAUCCGUUCGACAGUAUGCUGAUAUUUGUCUCUUUUCAACUGCACAGUACAAGUGCACUGUGGCCGAGCUGGAAUCUGAGGAAGGAUUUCCGAUACAACCAAGCCAAACAGGAUUUUGUAAGGUUUACACCCUGACACCUCUACUAAGUAACAACCGUCAUAAACGAGGUUUGGCUUUAGAUGGCAAGUUGAAACAUGAAGAUACCAAUCUUGCAUCUUCAACAAUAUUAUUAGACCCAAGCCAGAAGGAAAACCUGGGCAUCAUCGUACAGUACAAGGUCAAGGUCAGACUCAUAUUGGGUUUCGGGUCAAGCGACCUUGCAGUUAAGCUGCCCUUCACCUUGACUCACCCCAAACCAGUUGAUACUCCUCCAUCCACACCAACAGCCAACCAAUCAUCUUCGCAGGCCCCGACAACUUCUGUCCCGGCAGCCAAUCAGCAGCCAGCGUCUGCGCCAUCCUCGUCUUUGAUUGCUGCGAAUGAUGAUCUGAUAUUUGAAGAUUUUGCAAGGUUGCGUUUGAAAGGCGUGAUGGACCAUGAUUGA
This is a messenger RNA of Helobdella robusta, 1308 nucleotides long. RefSeq lists its product as hypothetical. The transcript is spliced from 11 exons. Lineage: Eukaryota; Metazoa; Annelida; Clitellata; Rhynchobdellida; Glossiphoniidae. Gene Ontology annotation, biological process: signal transduction; G protein-coupled receptor internalization. Gene Ontology annotation, molecular function: G protein-coupled receptor binding. The record is from RefSeq and is a predicted model, not a curated record. Gene Ontology annotation, cellular component: cytoplasm. The coding region runs from base 1 to 1308 and encodes 435 amino acids.